This is a messenger RNA of Lactuca virosa, 273 nucleotides long. The record is from the annotation of a GenBank genome assembly. Lineage: Eukaryota; Viridiplantae; Streptophyta; Magnoliopsida; Asterales; Asteraceae.
AUGGACCUUAAAUAUGAAGAGAUUUUAAAACACUUGGAGAAACAGGAUGAACUCCUCAUGGAUGCUAGUAGAUCAUUGUCACAUGAAUGGCAAAAACUUAAGGCUGAGGAAGAUAUGUUAAUGCAUGCUUUUUCUGAUUUCAUGGAAGCUCAAGGCCGGACGACAAAGAAAAAAGAUGGUAGGGAUGUUGUUCUUGAAGAAAUCAAUCGACCACACUCAAAAGAAGUUGUUAAUGUAGAUUUUGUUGGGUGUCCCAACAUUAAAAUAAAUUAA